Messenger RNA from Neoarthrinium moseri, 1455 nucleotides. RefSeq lists its product as uncharacterized. NCBI's taxonomy places the organism in Eukaryota, Fungi, Ascomycota, Sordariomycetes, Amphisphaeriales, Apiosporaceae. Gene Ontology annotation, biological process: mRNA splicing, via spliceosome. Gene Ontology annotation, cellular component: U4/U6 x U5 tri-snRNP complex. The transcript has 2 exons. The coding region runs from base 1 to 1455 and encodes 484 amino acids. The record is from RefSeq and is a predicted model, not a curated record.
AUGGAUAGACACGGCUCGCCCAGCCUGGGGCCGCGCAACGACGCCUCCUCCCGCAUCACCAAGCCCGACGCCGGUGGUGGCGCCGCCGCCGACAAGCUGGCCGCCCUCAAGGCCCGCGUCGCCGCUGCCAUCUCCGGCUCCGGCUCUGCCGCCGCCUCCGCCUCCGCCUCCGCCCAGACCCAGCAGAAGAAGGGCCUGAACGUCGAGCUGCACCCGGCCCUCGCCGACACCUGGAAGCCCGCCUCCUCCUCGAGAGCCAACGAGGCCAAGCAGCAGUCCCGGCCCAGGCAGCCCCAGGCCGGCCAGUCCAAGCCCCAGAAGCCGGACGAGGCCAAGUCGAAUCCCUACUUCAACCCCAGCCUGCAGGGCCCCCAGCAGCGCCAGCCUCGCCAUCUGCGCUUCCACGAGAAGGGCAAGUUCAUCGAGCAGGGCCAGGCCCUGCGGAGGCAGGCCAAGCUCGAGGAGCUCAAGAAGCGCAUCGCCUCGACCAGCAAGCGCGCCGGCAUCGACGAGGACGCCGACGUCGAGAAGAACUUUGUCGUCGACGCCCCGCCCGACGUCGAGUGGUGGGACGAGGGGCUCCUGGUCGACAACAGCUACGACGCCCCCAAGCUCGACGGCCCGGACGCCAUCGUCACCCCCUACAUCCAGCACCCCGUGCAGAUAGAGCCCGACGGCCCCGAGGUUGUCGUCAAGCCCAUGUACCUGACCGCCAAGGAGCAGAAGAAGAUCCGGAGGCAGCGGAGGCACCAGGACAUGAAGGAGGAGCAGGCCAAGCAGCGCCUCGGCCUCCUCCCCGCUCCCGUGCCCAGGCUCAAGCUGGGCAACAUGAUGAGGACCAUGGGAGAGCAGGCCGUCAAGGAUCCGACCCAAAUCGAGGCCAUGGUCAGAAGCCAGAUUCGCGAACGUGAGGAGACGCACCUGCAGAUGAACGCCGACCGCCAGCUCACCAAGGAGGAGAGGGAGGAGAAGCUGCAGCGCAACCAGGAGGCCGACGCCAACAAGGGCCUGCACCUGCUCGUCUUCAAGAUCAUGAACCUCAGCAACGGAUCCCACCGCUGGAAGAUCAACCGGAACAGCGAGGACCUCGGCGCCACCGGCCUCGCCCUCCUGAACCCGCGCUUCAACCUGGUCAUCAUGGAAGGCGGGCCCUACGCCAUACGCAAGCUUCGUCACCUGAUGGUCGACCGCAUCGACUGGGGCGAGAGCGCGCCGUCGCGUGUCGCCGAAGGGAAGAACGAGGGGCUCCGCGAGUGGCUGAAAGCCGAAAACGAAGACGGCUCCCUCAAGGACCUGAGCGCCAACAAGUGCGUGUUGUUGUUCGACGGAGAAGUCAAGACCAGGGCAUUCAAAAAGUUCUCCUCGCGGGUUACCGAGAGCGACAGCGAGGCACGCGAGUUCUUGGCGCGUGUCAAGAUGGAAAACUUCUGGAAUCUGGCCAAGUCGACUAGCUAA